Molecule: messenger RNA, 3476 nt
Organism: Misgurnus anguillicaudatus (oriental weatherfish)
Lineage: Eukaryota; Metazoa; Chordata; Actinopteri; Cypriniformes; Cobitidae
Source: RefSeq, a predicted model, not a curated record
AGUUAACUUUCACCCCUCCAGCAUCAGCAAACACGCACACACAGACCUCACAGCUGACACAUCGAGAGAUGGUUUAGCGCGUACAAACGCUCGCUGAGCACAAACACGUGCGUGUCUGGAGUUUUAAAGCGCCGGUCACCAGUCUCCGCGCGUCAGUCGCGUCAAGGACGUGUUAAGAAAGUCAGAGGGAAUAUUUCAUCCGAUUCUACAGCUCAAGAUGCUUAAAACACCUCUUACUGCCUUCUGUAUUGCAGUCCUACUGAGUUGUAGCGGGGCAAAGCCAAAUGGAAAGAACAAAAAGCAAAAACAAGUUGUGCCUGCUAUAGACUGUGACGUACGGGCAGGGAGGAUCAAUGCGCCCGAAUUCAUUGUUAAGUGUCCCGCUAACUGCAGGGAGACCAAAGAGAGGGUGUAUGGGACUGAAGUGUUUGCCUCCAUAUCCAGUAUCUGCAAUGCAGCCAUUCACAGUGGGGUCAUCAGUAACUCGGGAGGAAAGGUUAUUGUGAAGAAGAUGGCAGGACAGGCCAGCUACAAGGGCAGCUUGGCCAACAGUGUCCGAUCUCUGUCCUUACCCACCUGGAGAGAGUCUUUUUCAGUCUCAGUGGGUAAACCAAAGAAAGGGGUGAUCUAUCCAUCCACUCUGGACUAUGCCACCCCGAAGCAAACCACUGUGAAAACAGCACCAGGAGACUACACAGAACCCAGCUUAACCACAACAACCACAGCUCCUCCCACAACCACAACAGUGACAAUUCCCACCACUACCACCACCACCACAGCCCGGCCCACCACAACAUCAGCCAAGCCACGAGCCACUCUUCAUAAGGUUCGGGAAGCAGGGAGCAGUCAUCCAUAUUUCAGCGCUUUAGCACGACAGUCACAGAACGCCCAAGGAAAAGGUCCCAUGCAAGCGUUUAGAAGCGGCUCCAUCAAUAGAUUCGUACCCCGAACAAACUCAGGUGUACAGAGACCAGAAACAAACGUUGCGGUGCGCAGACAGCCACCGGUUUCUUCUGGUGCAGCUUACAGUCGUGUGCAGACACCACAGCAUACUAAUCCCAUUUACGGUCGUGUGCAGACACCACAGCAUACGGCACAGUCUAAUCCCGCAUUUGCAAGAAGAGAUUGGACACACCCUGCAAACACACGACCUGAUUUGUUGUCUGGGACCAGGAGACCAACAGACAGUAGCCACUCUAUGCCAAACAGUGGCUAUAAAUGGGGCAAGGUGACCACAGGUGAUUCUACAGCACAUGACUCAAGGCCUGAUAACACAGAAUCUGAACCCUGGCUAAAUCACUUUGGACAGUACUCUCCUGGGCCAGAUGACAGCAAGGCUCUGUUAGAGACAAUCCACAACAAAGAGACUCCUACUGAAUCAUGGGACCCUGCAUUAAACCCAUUUGAGUCGGGGUUCAGAAUUCCAGAGCAGAACACACCAGCCAGAGCUCCCGAUAUCAUCUCUGAAGGAGAUCCAAAUUGUAAAGUUGAUGUGGCGUUUCUUAUGGAUGGCAGCUGGAGCAUUGGGAAACGACGCUUUAAGAUUCAGAAAGACUUUCUCGUGGAGGUCUCUCAGGUCAUGAAUGUUGGUGUUGUUGGACCCAUGAUGGGCAUCAUUCAGUAUGGGGAUGAUGCAGUCACAGAAUUCAGCCUGAAACAAUUUUCCAACUCCAAAGACCUGAAACCAGCCAUCAACAAAAUAGUCCAAAAGGGCGGCGUUUCUAAUGUAGGGAAGGCCCUCUCCUACAUCAACAAACAGUUCUUCAGUGACGCUAAUGGGAACAGAGGUGGAGCGCCAAACGUGGCUGUGGUCCUGGUGGACGGCUGGCCCACUGACAAAGUGGAGGAAGCGUCGCGUCUGGCCAGAGAAUCUGGAAUUAACAUCUUUUUUGUCACCAUUGAAGGUCCAGAUGAAAAUGAAAAACAAAACGUGGUUGAGGCCAACUUUGUCGACAAGGCUGUGUGCAGGACCAAUGGCUUCUACUCCCUCCCUAUAGCAAGCUGGUUUGCUUUGCGUAAAGCCGUUCAUCCUCUGGUGAAGCGAGUGUGUGACACAGAGCGCCUGGUGUGCAGUAAGACUUGCCUCAAUGCCAACGACAUCGCUUUCGUCAUCGACGGCUCCAGCAGCGUCGGAACCGGAAACUUCCGCACCGUCCUGCAGUUCGUGGCAAACGUCACGCGAGAGUUUGAGAUCUCGGACACGGACACACGUGUAGGAGUCGUACAGUACACAUACGAACAGAGGUUGGAGUUUGCUUUCGGACAGUACGACAACAAAGCCGAGCUGCUCAACGCUAUCAAGCGUAUAAACUACUGGAGCGGAGGAACCAGUACAGGAGCGGCUAUAACGUACGCUGAUGAUAAACUCUUCAGCAAAUCCAAACCCAACAAACGCAAGAUCAUGAUCGUCAUUACAGACGGACGCUCUUAUGAUGAUGUGCGGGCCCCGGCGCUGGCGGUACAGCGUAAAGGUGUGGUUGCCUACUCCAUCGGUAUAGCCUGGGCUGCACAGGAUGAGCUUGAAUACAUCGCUACUGACCCUGAUCGAGAGCACUCUUUCUUUGUGGAUGAGUUUGACAACCUCUACAAGUAUGUGCCAAAAAUAAUUCACAACAUCUGCCAAGAAUUCAACUCCCAGCCACGUAAUUGAAGCAGACAUAGAGAUUUGGAUCUGCUGGUAUACAAUUAAAAAUAUAAUGAUUUCGCAUUAACAAAUCACAAUCAUCCUAACAGUAUUACAGAUUUAAUAAAGCAGGACGCCUUUCUUUUCAUACGAAUGCAUUAAAAGAAAACAACUCAAGGUCAAGUUUCUUAUUAUGUCAUUUUACAAAAACAAUCAUUGUUUUUUUAAAGCCAGAGUUAGUUUUGGUGGAUGGCAGUGGGUAUGUUUUCAGUGAUUUUGGAUUAAUGUUUGAGGUCAGAAACUCAAUAAACAUUUCCUGAUAUGUAUGUCGAGAGAGACAUAGGAAGCAGCAAACACCUAACUUAUAGAAAGACGGUUUUAAGUAGAGGAUUAUAUUUUUACAUAUUGAAUAUGAUCAUUAAAUAUAACAAUAAUAUAGUUAACUUGGAGCUUAUUUUCUAUGCAAAGCAAUGUUUUUGUCAAUUAAAAAAAUCAUUGUCUAAUAAAUUCAUGUGUUCAGUGUCAAUAUAGGCAAUAUGUUGUAAACCGUUUCCAGUAAUAUUAGCUGAAUUUUAAUUGGCAUUGCAUGUUAAAUGGGACCUUACUGUAAAAUACAAAAUGUUGGUUAAACACAAAUUUGAGUUUUGAGUCAAUGGAUGCAAACAUUCAGAGAGUUUUGUGUUAACCAUUCAAACAGGUGUCAAUUACAGACCUUGUGAGUAUUUUUGUCAGCUUCUUUAUUGUUGUUAAUGUAUAUAUUACUUCUAAAAUUUGCUUGUAAGUUUUUGAAAGACAAUCAAUAUUUUAAUGCAUUUUUUAAUAAAAAAUAUGAUUGAAAACCAGCAAAUCUAUU